AAGAUAGUGUACCAUACACCUAUAUUUAUACAACUUGAAAUUGUUCUAAAAAUAUAAUGUAAACAUGCUCUUAUUAAGACUUUAUCAAUUCAACUAUUAAAGGCUCGCGUAUUGUAAGAAUUAUAUGUAAACAACUUUUAAUUGGUGUUAACAUAACGGAUAAUACCUGCGUAUUUAUUACACAAUUCUGUUGUGUUAAUACCAGUUAGACAAGUACGCGGGACGUGCGGUUAGUCGCUGCGUCUGGCUGUACCGCUAUCUGGGCAAAUAAAUAAAAGAUGCAGCGGAGAAUGGAUACAUAGCGGGUCUCACAGCCGCCAACGAAGUUCAGUGCGCCCCCAGACACCUUCCGCGAUGGUCAACUACAGACGAGUGGUGUGCGAGGUGGUGCUGGCGGCCGUGCUGGUGAGCGUGGCCCUGGCCGCGCCGGCGCCCGACUGCGCGCAGAAGCACUACGACCAGCGUCAAAACGGCUCCGAGAACUACAGGCUCAAUAUCGAUGGCGUCGUCAUCGCUGUGGCUCCCGCCGAGUCCAUCAUGUCCGCCCUCGGGGAUAUGGAAGACCUGCUGGAUUUCAGCCAGUUGGAGGAAAAGCCAAAGCCACCCCAGGCUUCUGGGUCACCCGCACCGGCGAUUCAAAUAGUGUCCUUACCGACGGUCGAUGUGAAGCCCCAAGAAGAGAAGCCUCAGGAAGACAAGCCAGCUGAAGGCAAGCCGGAGACACCGGUGAAAACCGAAUCGGCGUCCCCGCUGAGCGAUGUCAGCCUCGGAGACGAUGUCAAGGUGCAGAAGAAAGAUGCUUCUGUAAGGAAACACGAAAAAGCACAAAGAUAAUAUCGUGAAAAUAUCAGAUUGAAGAAUCGUCUCGCCAGUUUACUGAUGCCGCUAUUAAGGAAAGCUCGUCAACAUUAACGACCACGAUCUACUAGACUUGGUUUUAUGAUAUAAAAUUGUCUUCAAUGUAUAACGAAUGAUUUAUCAUUGAAGAUGUGAAUAAGACUUAGCCAUGAAAUGAUGCAUUUAUUUUAGUUGUAAGUUUAAUUUAUAGGUACGUAAGUGUGUACAUUGUUUCGUUGAAAAUAAAUAAAUAAUUCUUAUUGAAAAAUCCCUA
Messenger RNA from Trichoplusia ni (cabbage looper), 1111 nucleotides. RefSeq lists its product as uncharacterized. NCBI's taxonomy places the organism in Eukaryota, Metazoa, Arthropoda, Insecta, Lepidoptera, Noctuidae. The transcript is spliced from 3 exons. The record is from RefSeq and is a predicted model, not a curated record. Bases 355 to 834 code for a protein of 159 amino acids.